AUGAGUAAAGUUUUGGUUGUUUUUGGGGCCACAGGUCAACAGGGCAGUUCUGUCGUUUCAUAUGUGAAAGAGAGAAUGUCCGAUAAGUUCAAGAUUCGUGCAAUCAGUCGUGAUCCAUCUAAACCGGCUGCCAAAGCGCUUCAAGAAUCGGGUGUAGAGGUUGUCAAGGCAGAUCUUGGUGAUAAACAGUCGAUUAAACAGGCAUUUAAGGGAGCAGAUACUAUUUUUGCGAUGACUGCGUUAAGUUUCGGGGGACAGAGCGAGUUGGAACAGGGGAAAAUCAUUGCGGAUGCAGCAGUAGAGGAAAAGGUUCCAAAUAUAAUUUGGAGCACAUUGGUGAAUGCAAACGAAAUUUCAAACGGAGAAUUUCCCCAUGUUGUACAUUUCGAUGAAAAGGCCGAAGUUGAGAAAUACAUCCGUAGCUUGCCAAUUAAUAGCUCGUUCUUUUCUCCCGGCUGUUUUAUGCAAAACUUUUCAACCAUGCUCAAGCCGCAACCAGUAGGCGAUGGGAAGUACACCAUGUUCAAUGUUAUGAGACCAGAUUCUGAGUUCCCUUUUCUCGACACAGAGGAUACUGGUAAGUUUGUGGGGGCUAUUCUUAAUGAGCCAGAAAAGUUUCACGGAAAGACACUUAAUGCGGCAAGUGACGUGUAUUCGUAUGAAGCUAUUGCUAAAAUAAUCAGCCACGAUACUGGGAAAAAUGUGAAUUACCAACAAAUACCAGCAAAUACGUUUAGAGAACAAAUACCAGAGCCAAUUGCUUUAGAGAUAACGGAAAUGUUUCAAUACGUCGAUAAAUACAAUCUUUACGGUCCGCAAACGAGGGAAAAGGUCGAAUGGGGAAAACAGCAAAUAUCUGAAAGGCCUAGUACUUUAGAGGAGUUUUUCAGGAAGAAUCCUCUCGGAUUGGAAUAA
This is a messenger RNA of Debaryomyces tyrocola, 915 nucleotides long. NCBI's taxonomy places the organism in Eukaryota, Fungi, Ascomycota, Pichiomycetes, Serinales, Debaryomycetaceae. The record is from the annotation of a GenBank genome assembly.